AUGUCACGACUUCCAACCCCAGCCAUGUCGGGCGGCUUUAUUAUCAAAGACAAGCCCGACGGGGAUGCCUUCACAUUACCUCCCGCUGCAUUGAGCGCUGGCAGUCGCAGAUCUUCUCGAUCAGAUCCUUCCUAUGUCCCGCCAUCGCCCACCUCCCCAGAACUCUCGGAUCGUACGAGUAGAACCGGACGAGCAUCUAUCAAACGCCCACUUGAGGAUUUCGAUUUGCCUCCGCCACCAACCAGAACCCGCAAGAUCAUCCAGAUGAAACCAAAGUCGCCUUCAAAAUCCCUCAAGAGGAAGGAAAAUGACAAGAGUGCACAAGAUACAGAGGAUUCAAUGCCCAACCCCACAUCAACCUCGAAGCGAAAACAACCCAGUGCAACUAGUGCUGCAGGACGCAAGAUCGCCCGCAAGACCGCACACAGUUUAAUUGAGCGUCGACGACGAUCCAAGAUGAACGAGGAAUUUGGAACAUUAAAGGACAUGAUUCCAGCCUGCACUGGGCAGGAAAUGCAUAAGCUGGCCAUUCUCCAGGCAAGCAUUGACUAUGUCAAUUACCUAGAGAAAUGUAUCCGCGACAUGAAGGCUGGAGGAGCAACCCACAAUACUAUUGCUCCUGCCGCGCCACCCUCACCAACAUCCCCCGAGUUCAUCGCAGAAACAGGCAUCGAGCCCAUGCGGAGGGAUAGUUCUGCUACUUAUUCGUCAUACGCCACCUCUGCAUCGCCGGAGUUGCAAGCUGCUCCAGAAUUUUCUGAUACAUCCCCGUCUUUCUCCCCGCGCACUCAAGUUUCCUCAGCCCAGAUUCCACAGGACGCUUCAUCUAUUCUUCCUAGCCCGGCGCUGGGACCGAUAUGGGCCUCGAGUGAAAAGAUGCAUGAGUUUCAAGGUGUCGAUCACGAGGCUUCGGCUGCCCUGCUUAUGUUGACUCAGGACCGGAGAGGGACUGCUGAUUCGAUCAGUGAGAAUUUCUCUGGGGGUACGGCAUUGUCAGUGUCUGUGGAAGAGACCCCAGCUGUACCCCAGACUCAAAGGAGAAAGGGUAUGAGUGUCCGUGAUCUUCUGAUUUCAUAA
This is a messenger RNA of Penicillium coprophilum, 1077 nucleotides long. RefSeq lists its product as uncharacterized. Gene Ontology annotation, molecular function: protein dimerization activity. The transcript has 2 exons. The coding region runs from base 1 to 1077 and encodes 358 amino acids. The record is from RefSeq and is a predicted model, not a curated record. Lineage: Eukaryota; Fungi; Ascomycota; Eurotiomycetes; Eurotiales; Aspergillaceae.